AGUUCGACACCGAAGAACAAUCAGAAGAAAUGCAUCUGAAGAAAAUAUUCGCAUUGUUCGCUGCGGGCCUGGCAGUAGCCCAGGCUGUUCCAACGUCGAAGACCGAAGAAACUUUGGAAAAGGAGAUUCUGAAGUUGGAAGAAGAAGUGAAGGACCUGGAGAGAUCUAAGAAGUCGGUGCUAUAUUUAAAUCAGCCUCCGACGCUCCUCCCAAGUCAAACCUACAGUAUCCAGGUGCCUGGCCAACCACCGAUGCAGACCCUAAGUAUCCAACAGCCUGAAUCUGUCCAAACCUUGAGUAUUCAAGCCAAUGGUCAACCAGCUCAACUCCUCAACAUUCAAUCAGCGCCACAGGUUGCUGAAACCAUUAGCAUUCAAUCUAAUGGUCAACCAGCUCAGCUUCUUAACAUCCAAUCGGCACCACAAACUGUUGAAACGCUCAGCAUUCAACAACCUGCACAAACUUUCAGUAUUCAAGCCAAUGGGCUACCAAACCAGCUUCUUAAUAUCCAAUCCGUACCACAAGCUGUCGAAACUCUCAGCAUCCAACAACCAGUUCAAACUUUGAGUAUCCAAGCCAAUGGACAACCAACUAAACAUUUCAAUAUUCAGUCCGUCCCACAAACUGUCGAAACCCUUAGUAUUCAAUCCAAUGGCCAACCAGCUCAGCUCCUGAAUAUUCAAUCAGGACCACAAACUGUCGAAACUCUCAGCUUCCAGUCCAAUCCUCAACAGUCUGCAGUCCUCAACAUCCAAUCUGGAGCACAAUCUGUCGAAACCCUCAGCAUCCAACAACCAGUUCAAACCUUGAGUAUCCAAGCCAAUGGACAACCAACUAAACAUUUCAAUAUUCAGUCCGUCCCACAAACUGUCGAAACCCUUAGUAUUCAAUCCAAUGGCCAACCAGCUCAGCUCCUGAAUAUUCAAUCAGGACCACAAACUGUUGAAACUCUCAGCUUCCAGCCCAAUCCUCAACAUUCUGCAGUCUUCAACAUCCAAUCUGGACCGCAAUCUGUCGAAACUCUCAGCAUCCAGCCAGCAGGACAGCCUGUUCAAACUCUGAACUUUAUCCAGGGGCAACCUAGCGCCACCGUGAUUGCUCAGCCGAGUUCGUCAUUCACGGAGAUUAUCCAAUCGGCUCAACCUCUGCCAGCGCAAACCAACGUGAACAUCGUUCAACAACCUUCAGUUUCGGUCAAGGAAUCUGUGGUGGUGUCAAGCGAUCCAGUCGUCGAAACGAUCACCCGGGAAGUUGUCAAGCCCGUGGCGGAAGAAAUCAUCGUUUCGCCAGUGCAAAAUGAAGUAGUCAUGGACAUUGCUUCGGUGGUACCAACUUACAGAGAACAGGUGGUCGUUUCGCCAUCCAACUCUUUUUUCAUGAUGUCGGAUCCGGAGAUGAUGCCCUACGUGAAUGUUCCUCAAAUGCAGUUCUACAACCCAAGAGUUCUGACAGCAGUGAGACCUGCCAACUUGGUAAUAGAGGAACCAAUGCGCGUAGUAAAGGAGAGCAUGGUCGACACCAUGCAAAGCAGAAUGUUGGGCGGGCGUGUGACCGAGUCAGUGGUCUCGCGUGUAUUUUAAAAUGUAUAAUACAGCAACUAUGGGAUGAGGGGUUAGACAUCAUAAUAGACGUAAUUGAUAGAAUAACAUUAAUGUUCUAUAUUAUUAAGAUGCAAAUAAAUAACACGUGAAUAUAUGCCUA
Messenger RNA from Bombus pascuorum, 1701 nucleotides. Its product is annotated as AT-rich interactive domain-containing protein 2-like. The transcript is spliced from 2 exons. The record is from RefSeq and is a predicted model, not a curated record. Bases 30 to 1580 code for a protein of 516 amino acids. NCBI's taxonomy places the organism in Eukaryota, Metazoa, Arthropoda, Insecta, Hymenoptera, Apidae.